AUGAACUACACAGAAGCCAGCUCCUCUACCCAAACCAAUAAUUGGUGUGUUGAAAAAAAAAUUGCUGAUGGCACGAUUGUCUCUGAUGAAAAAUUCGUCUUCUUUCUCACUGAUUUUGUCAUGGACUCUGUGGUUUUACAAAAGAAGUACCCAAACCAUUACUUGUGGAUAAGUGAAAUAUUUUCAACAAGCCUAUACCAAGAGUUUGAAGCACAACAUUCUGGUGCCAUCGGUGAAUCAACCGAGAAGUUUCAAGUGAGUGACCAUAUUCAAGUUGUUGCACCAGAGAUAGCUGCUGCUAUGCGAGCCAGAUUUGAUGCAAUAGUCAGAUCCUUCAAUACAAUGCAAGCCCAAAACCAAUUUGAAUUUGCAAAUGCCAGAAGCAUAGGCCUAGAGACUAGAAAUGUACUAGUUGAAACCUUUUUACAAGCUUCGUUUCGUCUAUGCAAUGAUCCUUCUCAAAUCCAACAAUGCCUUGAAAAUGUCUUACAGACACAAUCUCCCGCGUCCUCUGGCUACACUGCUCCUUCUGUUCCCUCUGUUACUUCUGCUUCCCUUGGUCCCUCAGUCCCGUCUGCCCUGUCUGCUCCCUCAAGCUUUACCCAAUUGGAACGGCUUGCUAGAGAAAGACAUUUGACAGAAGAAGAAGUUGCUCUGCUUGUUGAGAAUAAGCGCCGUGAUUUAAAGAUAUCUUUAAAUGAACUUGCAAAAAGAAUUGCUGAUAGCAGCAUUACCUUCUAA
This is a messenger RNA of Phycomyces blakesleeanus NRRL 1555(-), 741 nucleotides long. RefSeq lists its product as hypothetical. Lineage: Eukaryota; Fungi; Mucoromycota; Mucoromycetes; Mucorales; Phycomycetaceae. The record is from RefSeq and is a predicted model, not a curated record. Gene Ontology annotation, molecular function: DNA binding. Bases 1 to 741 code for a protein of 246 amino acids. The transcript is spliced from 4 exons.